Molecule: messenger RNA, 1451 nt
Organism: Leguminivora glycinivorella
Lineage: Eukaryota; Metazoa; Arthropoda; Insecta; Lepidoptera; Tortricidae
Product: G-protein coupled receptor Mth2-like
Exons: 9
Coding region: 74-1402 (442 amino acids)
Biological process (GO): cell surface receptor signaling pathway; G protein-coupled receptor signaling pathway
Cellular component (GO): membrane
Molecular function (GO): G protein-coupled receptor activity
Source: RefSeq, a predicted model, not a curated record
UUGUCUUGCAAAAUGUUGCCCUGGAACCCAAAUAAGUUUGAUAGACGGCACUGAAAGAAAUUGUGUGGAAAAUAUGUUCAAUGUGACGAAAUUAGAAGAUUUUGAAGUGAAUAUUUACAAUAAGGAUGUGGUGAAGAAAAUAAGUAAGACAGGAGAAAGUUUGAAGAGCUUUAGGUUUGUGUAUAGCGAUGCUUUUAACGGAGCGCUAGAGAUGAAGAGUUUGCAAACUGCGGAGUUUUAUAUUUUGGAGGACGGUAGCACAGCCCUCCGUAAACGCAACUACCUGAACCAAUGGCCCUACCCCCUAUGGAACUACACGAGGCACUGUAUAGAGGUACAAGCGAUAAGAAAAAAUGGCGUCGUUGACUCUGUCGGGUUGAUACAUCGCGUUAUACUUGAGAGGAAGAGAGACGGGAAUGUUAUGGAGUUCGUCGUUGCGUCUGCUAUGCUGAUAUCCUGCCUCUUCCUCCUCCUGACCCUACUGGCCUACUGUGUGCUUCCGCAAAAGAGGAACCUCCCAGCCCUCAUGCUGAUGGCGCUGGUGACAUGUCUGACGACCACAUUCCUGUUUAGAGCUGUUCAGGUGUUCACUAUGAGGCCAAAACCUCCGAGGAAGAUUGUGUGCAAUUUUAUAGGUCUUGUGCUGUAUUAUUCGCUGUGGGCCUGUUUCACGUGGAUGAACGUGAUGUCCUACGAUAUGUGGAGAAAUUGGACUAGCGCAUGCAGUCACCGUUGGCAGCCUCACAGCAAGAUCACCACCAAAUUCUGGUGGUACAGCACAUACGGUUUCGGCGUACCCUUGGUACUGAUGGCUUUCACAGUCGGUAUAGACUAUGCUGACCUUACAUCGGUGCCCGAGAUCGUGAAGCCACAUUUUGUGAACGGGAAUUACUGCUAUUUUGAGACCCAAAGCGAGCGCCGGCUCUACGUGACUGGUCCCAUCCUGGUUGCCACUAUUAUAAACAUCAUCUUCUUCAUUUUGACGGCGAGAUACAUCUCUCAGAACAGUGCCAAGCCUGGAGGAACCGGGGAUAGCAGGAACACCAAGAAAGACCAGAACAGAUUCGUAAUCUACCUGAAGCUGACGGUGAUCACAGGCAUCAGCUGGCUCUUAGACGUCAUGGCAGAGUUUAUUGAGCCUCAGCAUUGGGGCUGGCUGAUAGUGGAUAUCCUCAAUUCUUUGACUGGAUGUUACAUCUUCUGGGCUUUCAUUUGUAAGAAGGAGAUGAUCGUGCUACUUUUCAAAAGAUUCAAGAUAAAAACGAGUUUCGCGCGUCAAUGGGAGUCUACAGUGGUGACAAGCGUCUCUGUGACGAAGAGACAGUUGUCAGAAAAAGAAACACCGACCGAGCAGAAACCAGAGUUCUUUUCUGACAAACCAGGGUUCAACAGAAAGUUCUAAAACUAUGUAUAAUACCCAGACAUUUAAACCCCACACUACUUGUACCCAG